AUGAACCAACCUACAAAGCAGAGGAUCGCUUCAGUGUUUAUUGUAAUGCUUAAAGGCGAGAGUCUAAGAUCACUCGUUAUCGAAAUCUUGUCUAUGCGUGAGAAGGAUUCUUCUGCAUUUAGUGCCCACAAGGCUGAAUUGAAUAGUGAUGAUUUAGAGGAAGCAUUAGAAUGGUUGUCGUAUUUCUGUUUUGAAGUAUUGUUGAAACUGGUUUUAAGAAGUAGUGUGAAGGGCUGCGGGCAGCAGGCUGUUUAUAGCAGUUUUGUUUGCAGUUUCAUAGCAGAAUUUGGACUAUUGGAUCAGGGCUAUUUUUGCAGCAGGUUUUUAGCAGGUUAUGUAGAGGUAGCAACAUACAUGAUAUUGGUUUGGCAUAUGGUGCAAGACUUUUGGCACAAGUGA
Vicia faba (fava bean) is the source of this 399-nucleotide messenger RNA. Lineage: Eukaryota; Viridiplantae; Streptophyta; Magnoliopsida; Fabales; Fabaceae. The record is from the annotation of a GenBank genome assembly.